Messenger RNA from Babjeviella inositovora NRRL Y-12698, 374 nucleotides. RefSeq lists its product as uncharacterized. The transcript has a single exon. NCBI's taxonomy places the organism in Eukaryota, Fungi, Ascomycota, Pichiomycetes, Serinales. The record is from RefSeq and is a predicted model, not a curated record. The coding region runs from base 191 to 364 and encodes 57 amino acids.
CGCACGACCUCUCGCUCGUUGUGCCACUUCACGUGACAAAAUGCUUGCCUCAUUGCACGUGACAUUGGGCCAUUGAGAAGUCUUUCUUUCUCCGUUAUCGGGCACAUUGAGAUAAGCACCGGAGGUGAGGAUGCUACCACGUGGAACUUUCAAUCCUUUGAGGGAGAUAUGCUUUCUGCAGUCGAUUUUUAUGUCAAGUCGGCGUGGUUCCCGUGAUUCAGCUGUAGUGUCCGGGGUUUUAGAUUGUGCAUGGACCGCCGAAAUCACAAAACACUUGACUUCAGCUGCUCUCCGUCGUACGAAGCCAGCUUUGCAUUCCGUGACCUACCAUGGUUUAAAGUGCCAACCAGACUACGGUUACUAGUACGAGAAAC